GAAAGUGCACAAAAUGAGGUCUGAUCACAACCUCGCGUUAUGGUCUAAUUUGGUUGGAAAUUGGAAUGUUUUGAAUGGAUGUUUUGAACAUUCAAUAAGUGGGAGCAUUUGGCCUUGGGAUAACUUGGAAAGCAAAAUUUGUGGAUUUCACAAAGUUAUUGCCAUAGGAGUUAUGCAAUUAACUGGCAACCCCUAAACAAAAUGUGGAUGUACUGUAUAGAUGAUCCCAGAUAUCUAUUCGUUCCCGUGGACAAUACCUGGACAUCAUACACAAGAUGGCUUCGAUCGAUUUGCAAGAAAAAGCAAAUUUUACAAGACUUAGUAGACUUUUGGUUGACAAAGGAACUGACGCUUUGAGAAAUACUUUUGAUACCAUCCAUCCACCUGUUAGUCUACCCGGAGUUCUGGCUGCAAACAAAACAACUCUUCAAAGAAUAAAACCUCGAAUUAUUAAUAAUUCCCAGUGGGAUUUACUGUUUCCUCCGUCUGGGAACCCGCCAGAUUCCAAAACCUUUGAUGUCACAUUACUUACAGUUCUAUUCCGGAACAUUUGUGGUUUUCCAUCAACAGGAUGGGGUGUAAUGCCUCCGGAUACUGAUAGGUCAACGCAAGCAAAUAUCGCAAGAAUCAAGUGGUUAAGAAACGAUGUUUACGCACAUGUAACAACAACUAAAAUCGACGGUCCAACAUUUGAAUCUUUAUGGACGAAAAUUUCCCAGGCGUUGGUAGAUUUGGGCAUUCCUCAAGAUGAUGUAGACGAUUUAAAAUUAUGUCCUUUAGCACCUGAAGAAGAAGUGUUCGUGAAAGCACUUGAAGACUGGAAAUUACAAGAGGAUGUGUGCAUUACCCUGCUUGGAGGAAUUGAAUCUUCUGUAAAUCAUUUGACACAAAUCACUGAAGAGCUUCGUAAGUCGACUUUGGAGCAACGAAAUAACGCGGUAGACGUCCUGCAACGACCCAUCAUUAGCGACGAAGAUUUGUUGCGAAAUCUUGCAAAGAAUAACUUCAGGGCGGAAAUUAAGAGCAAGGUAAAGUUUUUUCAAGCAGAAACAAGAGAUUGGUUAUUAAAACAGGUGGACGAGUGGUUUCACAAGAGUGAUAGUGAUUCAAGAAUAUUGUUGGUUGUUGCUGGACCAGGAUUUGGUAAAAGCGUGUUUGCCGCUAAAAUCUGUGAGAAUUUCGGGAAGAAUGGAAAGCUAGCUGCUUGUCACUUUUGUGAUCUCAGUGAAUCAAAUCUUAGAGAUCCAAAAAUGAUGCUGCAGUCCCUCGCAAGUCAAAUGUGUGAGAACGUCCCGGAUUUUAAAGAGAAGCUUCUUGAUCAGUUAAAGCGACCUCACCACGUCCAAAGCCUAAAAGAUGCCUUUCGAGUAUACCUGCAAAAUCCGUUGGAUGAAUUGGAUUUCGACGAAUCAUGUUUAGUGGUAAUCGAUGGCUUGCAUGAAGGUGCCGCAGAUGAUAAGACUGAAAUCGUGGAUUUGAUUGCUGAUUACUUUCCGGUUCUUCCCGAGUAUGUUAAGCUUUUGGUGACGAGCAGGCCGGGAAUUGCCGAGACAAAAUUACGCGGCGUUCAAAAAAUUGUUGCUGACUCUGAUAGCCAAAAUGACCUGGACGUCUUCCAAGCUGAUUUGAAUUCAGAAGUCCACACAAAGCUGGACGCUAAGGAUGAAAAUAGAAAUUUGAGAAAUGAUUUUGUAUUUGUUAAUAUUGAUUCUUCAAAAGAGGGAGCAAGUGAAGCUACUAAUCACGUGGUGAUUUCAACUGGAAACGGUCGCAGUUCUGUGCAUGAUUUUUUUUAUAGUUACCAGGAACCACGAGGCCCGCCUACAGCUCGAAAAUACACCAAUAAAUCCCAACCUAAAAACGAUACAAGUUGUCAGGACGGUUGUUGCCCGAUAUGUGGUCUAUUUUUCACCAAUGUUAGUAAGUUGCAGGCACAUGUCAAUGAAUGUUUAGAAUCUGAUUCUACUGAGUCCGUCGGAAAAAAUAUCUGUCCAGUUUGUCAAGGGUCUUUUUCAGAUGUGGACACACUUCAAGUUCAUGUCAUGGAAUGCCUUGAUGAUUCGAAUACUAAAACACAAACACAACAGCGUAAAGCUAAAAAAACUAAGUCGAGCAAAAAAAAGGUUUGCAAAAAAUGUCACAGGACUUUCCCUGAUUCGGACGCACUUCAGGAUCAUGUGAUGAAGUGUCCUAAAGACUUUGAGGCUAAAAAGGAAAGAAAACAGACGAAAACUGAAACUACUGAUUCAGUCGGAAAAUUCAAAUGCAAACGUUGUGACGCAACUUUUCAAGAUUGGGAAACGCAUCUAGAACAUGUUACAGGCGGCGAUCUUGAUCCAAGUGAUAUGAUUUGGAAGUGUCCUGAUGGCUCUAAUACUAAAAAGCAAGAAAAACAGUCGAAAUCUAAAACUAGAUUUAUAUGCAAACAUUGUCAAGCAUAUUUUCCAGACUGGCAAACACAUCUAAACCAUUCUAUACAAUGCGCUGUUCAGACUAAAAUGAAAAAAAAACAGAGGAAAUUUAAAACUGCUGAUUCAGUCGGAUUAUUCAUAUGCCCAGAUUGUCAAGCAUCGUUUCAAGAUUAUCAAAUAUACCAAGACCAUGUUGUAGACUGCAAAAUUGAUAAUGAUGAUACUUAUGAUAGCGAUAGUGAUGAUACUGAUGAUAGUGAUGAUAUAAUGCGGGAUUCUCCCUGAUUAUAUCAUUCUUUACACCAUUUUAAUGUUUUAUAUAAUGUUUUAUUUAUUAUUCCUUGCCAUGCAUGUACAUACGAUGCAUCUCGCUAAAUAAGUGAUAACGAUUGAAUUUCGAGCUUUAGGGGCUGAUUACAUGAGCCCUCCUACCCGAGAUUCAACGAAGCGUGAGAUGACUUUGAGGUAUUGAAAUAAGUCUUU
This is a messenger RNA of Dendronephthya gigantea, 2894 nucleotides long. RefSeq lists its product as uncharacterized. Bases 276 to 2696 code for a protein of 806 amino acids. NCBI's taxonomy places the organism in Eukaryota, Metazoa, Cnidaria, Anthozoa, Malacalcyonacea, Nephtheidae. The transcript has 3 exons. Gene Ontology annotation, molecular function: K63-linked polyubiquitin modification-dependent protein binding. The record is from RefSeq and is a predicted model, not a curated record.